Molecule: messenger RNA, 1242 nt
Organism: Lodderomyces parapsilosis
Lineage: Eukaryota; Fungi; Ascomycota; Pichiomycetes; Serinales; Debaryomycetaceae
Exons: 1
Coding region: 1-1242 (413 amino acids)
Source: RefSeq, a predicted model, not a curated record
AUGUUGCAUCGUACAAGAAGUCAAGAAACACUAAGUACCCUCAUCAAUGAUCGUAUAGCUUCAACCUCAUCAAGCGUGGAUGGACCCACUACACACCACCAAAAUGCCAACGAAGAAGAAGAAGCUGCUGCUGCUGCUGCUGCUGCUGCUGAUGUCAAUGACACCGAUUCAACCUUUGACUCGCUGUCUGAUUUGAUAUCAUACAUAUCACAAGAAACUUUGAUUCCACCACAAAUGAGGAUUCUCAAUCAUGCCAUCACUGAUUUUCAUGUCAUUAAGGAAAUCCCCAUCCUUUCAUGUUACUUGCAAACUGGUGUUCAUUUGUACCCUUCGUGGUCAGCAACAAGUCGCAACCAACCGAUUUUGACACGACCUUCAAAAUUCAUCAAUAAUAUCUUUCGGUUAAAUAGCCCUUUCUUGGUGAUUGAAAGUUAUGCAAAAUCGGCAAGGGCAAAGGCAGGCACCAAUGCAAACAUUAAUGUCAAAACAAAUGUUAAAACAAAUGAUGUUGCCACUUCAAAUGUACCUCCCCCACCAGCCAAGGAAGUUUUUUGUAGAGUUGAUUUCAAAAUUCAAUCAACUCGUAUCACCUACUACGUACUCACGUUUCCCACAUUAAACAAGUGCAUCUACUUGAUCAAUAACAAUAGUCAUUCCCCCAGUGUUGAUUUCGAACUAGACGGAACUCACUUUCGAGCAAUUGGCGUUACGGGUACCACAUCAGCAUUAGGCACGAGUGGAUUAAUCAAACUAUACGUGAUGGAAAACUCACCUGAUUUGUUAACUUUUGAUACUUCUUUUGAUUACAAGCGGAAGAAAUUGACAUUUGGUUCGCAAAAUCAAUUGAGCAAAUUGAUAGAUGGUCAGAAUCGAGCGGCUAUUGAUGAGUCAAUGAAACGGGCUCGGAAGUUGAUUAAUAUGCCAGUAGCGCAGUACCUUGAUCAAGGUGAUGUCAAGUUCAAAAUCGAGCACAGUUCCAUGAGCGCUGGUGAAUCAAAUGGCGCUCCACAGCAUAGCCACAGCCAUCAUCAUCAUCUCGGUGGUGGUAAGAAUGCCAAUAGUUUUAUCAAGCACGGCGUGAUUAAGAUGUUUGAUUAUGAGGGUGGGAAUGGCGGUGGUAGCUCAGAUGAAGAUAAGGAUGUAAUGAGUCAGGAAAUGAUGAUGAUUUGUUGUGUGUUGUUGGUAUUGAGAGAGCAGGAGUACCGCAAGUACAAGGGUGAUAAAAAGCCACAAUAUGUAUGA